Molecule: messenger RNA, 1992 nt
Organism: Suncus etruscus (white-toothed pygmy shrew)
Lineage: Eukaryota; Metazoa; Chordata; Mammalia; Eulipotyphla; Soricidae
Gene: SIM2
Product: SIM bHLH transcription factor 2
Biological process (GO): regulation of transcription by RNA polymerase II
Molecular function (GO): RNA polymerase II transcription regulatory region sequence-specific DNA binding; DNA-binding transcription factor activity, RNA polymerase II-specific; protein dimerization activity
Source: RefSeq, a predicted model, not a curated record
AUGAAGGAGAAGUCCAAGAAUGCGGCCAAGACCAGGAGGGAGAAGGAAAAUGGCGAGUUUUACGAGCUGGCCAAGCUGCUCCCGCUGCCCUCGGCCAUCACCUCGCAGCUCGACAAGGCGUCCAUCAUCCGCCUCACCACCAGCUACCUGAAGAUGCGCGCCGUGUUCCCCGAAGGCUUAGGAGACGCGUGGGGUCAGCCCAGCCGCUCAGGGCCCCUGGACAGCGUGGCCAAGGAGCUGGGAUCGCAUCUGCUGCAGACGUUGGAUGGGUUUGUUUUUGUGGUGGCAUCAGAUGGCAAAAUCAUGUACAUAUCAGAAACUGCCUCUGUCCACUUAGGCUUAUCCCAGGUGGAGCUGACAGGUAACAGCAUUUACGAGUACAUCCAUCCGUCUGAUCAUGACGAGAUGACUGCGGUCCUGGCCGUGCAUCAGCCCCUGCACCACCAUUUGCUGCAAGAGUACGAGAUGGAACGCUCCUUCUUCCUGAGAAUGAAGUGCGUGCUGGCCAAGAGGAACGCAGGAUUGACUUGCAGCGGAUACAAGGUGAUCCACUGCAGCGGCUACCUGAAGAUCAGGCAGUACGUGCUGGACAUGCCGCUGUACGACUCCUGCUACCAGAUCGUGGGGCUGGUGGCCGUGGGCCAGUCGCUGCCGCCCAGCGCCAUCACCGAGAUCAAGCUGCACAGCAACAUGUUCAUGUUCCGGGCCAGCCUGGACCUCAAGCUCAUCUUCCUGGACUCCAGGGUGACCGAGCUGACAGGGUACGAGCCCCAGGACCUGAUCGAGAAGACCCUCUACCACCACGUGCAUGGCUGCGACGUGUUUCACCUGCGCUACGCUCACCAUCUGUUGCUGGUGAAGGGCCAGGUGACACAGAUAUACUAUCGGCUGCUGUCCAAGCUGGGCGGCUGGGUGUGGGUGCAGAGCUACGCCACCGUGGUGCACAACAGCCGCUCGUCCAGGCCCCACUGCAUCGUGAGUGUUAACUAUGUGCUCACGGACGUGGAGUACAAGGAGCUGAGACUGUCCCUGGACCAGGUGGCCACGGCCAAGUGUCAGGACUCGUGGCGAGCGACCUUGUCUACCUCACAAGAAACACGCAAGUUAGCAAAGCCUAAGCACAGCAAGACCAAGACGAAGCUGAGAACGGCCCCUUACCCCACACAGCAAUAUAGCUCGUUCCAAAUGGACAAACUGGACUGUAGUCAGUUGGGGAACUGGAGGGCCAGCCCCCCAGUGCCCACGCCCCCUGAACAGCAGCUUCACUCAGACGGCAGUGACCUGGUGUAUGCGCCCCCCUACGGCUUGCCCUUCUCCUACCACUACGGACAUUUCCCCCUGGACGCCCCGGUCUUCAGUAGCAGCAAGAAGCCAAUACUGCCUGCCAAGUUUGGACAGCCCGCGGGAGCACCCUGCGAAGUGGCCCGCUUCUUCCUGAGCACGCUACCAGCCAACGGCGAGUGCCAGUGGCAUUAUGCCAACCCCCUCAUGCCCAGCAGCCCGUCUCCAGCUAAAGCCCUCUCGGAGCCUCCAGUCACCCCCACUCGGCACAGUCUGGUGCCCAGCUAUGAAGGGCCGGUGGCCGCGCGCAGGUUCUCCGAGGACGCCGGGCCGCCCCCUCCGAGCUUCCCGAGCUGCGGCCACUACCGCGGGGAGCAGGCGCUGGGCCCCCCCAAGGCCGCCCGCCAGGCCCGCGGGGACCCCGAAUGCUGCGCGCCGCCGCCCCCCGAAGCCCCCGGCGCGCCGCAGCUGCCCUUCGUGCUGCUCAACUACCACCGUGUCCUGGCCCGCCGAGGCGGGUUGGGAGGCCUGGGGGGCUCUGCGCCCGCCGCGCCCCACCUCGGGGCCGGCCCGGGCACCCCCGACUCACCGGGCUGCGCUCUGCGCCCUCGGCAUCCCGGCCCCAACGCCAGCGCCGCCGCCUCCCCGGGGCCCGGGGCGCCCCUGCCGCACUACCUGGGCGCCUCGGUCAUCAUCACCAAUGGGAGGUGA